Molecule: messenger RNA, 489 nt
Organism: Homalodisca vitripennis (glassy-winged sharpshooter)
Lineage: Eukaryota; Metazoa; Arthropoda; Insecta; Hemiptera; Cicadellidae
Product: fatty acyl-CoA reductase wat-like
Exons: 2
Coding region: 25-489 (154 amino acids)
Biological process (GO): long-chain fatty-acyl-CoA metabolic process
Cellular component (GO): peroxisome
Molecular function (GO): alcohol-forming very long-chain fatty acyl-CoA reductase (NADP+) activity
Source: RefSeq, a predicted model, not a curated record
GGACUCUGCGAUUGUGAGACAAAUAUGUGCCCCGAUGUGAGUGCUAAGAACUCCAACAGAUCCAAGAUCCAACAGUUUUACGAGAGUAAAGUAAUUUUCCUAACAGGCGGAACAGGAUUUCUGGGGAAAAUACUCAUUGAUAAACUGCUCCGUACCUGUCCUACUUUUGAAAGAAUCUACUUACUUAUGCGUGAAAAAAAUGGUUUGACAAUCAAAGAAAGGCUGACAAAACUGCUGGAUGAUGUGGUGUUUGCAAGGCUUAAGAAAGAGAAUCCGGAAUUUGCAAAGAGGCUCUCGGUGGUUCAUGGAGACCCUCACAUACCUAACCUAGGACUCAGCGCCAAUCAUGUAGCCUUGCUGUCCGAGACUGUGGACAUUGUGGUACACUCAGCGGCUACACUGAGGUUCGAUGAGAGACUCGGUGUUGCCAUCACGACAAACAUGGCCGGGUACCAAACAGCUCUGUUUGCUUGCCCAAGAGAUGUCUAG